Molecule: messenger RNA, 1377 nt
Organism: Fibroporia radiculosa
Lineage: Eukaryota; Fungi; Basidiomycota; Agaricomycetes; Polyporales; Fibroporiaceae
Exons: 11
Coding region: 1-1377 (458 amino acids)
Biological process (GO): lipid biosynthetic process
Source: RefSeq, a predicted model, not a curated record
AUGCCCAUCCUGCUAAAGGGGGUCAAUCGAUAUGGUGAUCCUGCUUCGCGUCUACACGUUAAAGCCAUGUACAUCUCGUCUACUGCUCGGUCUUCCGUCCUCAAUGUCGUGCAAGGCGCAAUCACCACUGGUCGCCUUGAUAUCGAAGAGAAUGGCGAGGUGUAUUGCUACGGGCAAGUGGUCAACGAUUGUAAACCUAUCAGACUGCGCGUCCUUGAUGACAACUUUUGGAUGAGAGUGGCGAUGUCCGGCGGGCUCGGAUUCAGCGAAGCAUAUAUGGCUGGAGAGAUUGAAGUCAGUGAUAUUACAGGGAUUCUUGAGCUCUUUAUCGAUAAUUUAAGCUUAGUCUCGAACGUGGCAUCAAUCUACGGUCGAUUAGCUGCCAAGCUCACCAGCCUUUCAAACUCCUUCAUCAAUCAGAGUCGCUUUACGGCUAGACUGAAUGCCAUUGCAAGUUACGACCAAUCCAAUGAUAUCUUCCAGGCCUUCUUGAGCAAGGAAAUGAUGUAUUCGUGUGCGUUGUGGAGCGGUGAGGAAGACGGUGUAGAUGGUGACCUUACGCAUGGGCCCACGUCCGACGACCUAGAGAAAGCCCAAAAACGCAAACUCCAUCGUGUGCUACAGCAGGCGCGAGUGAAACCAGGUCACCGAAUUCUCGAGUUUGGUUCCGGCUGGGGUGGACUCGCUAUCGAGGCACGCUUACGCACUGCUGCGCGUAGCUACGGUUGUGAAGUCGAUACGUUCACGCUGUCUAUCGAGCAGAAGACACUCGCUGAAGAGCGCAUCCGGGAGGCAGGCCUGGAGGAUCGUAUUCGUGUUCACCUACGUGACUACCGUGAUAUCCCCGCGGAAUUUGAAAACAGUUUCGAUGCAUUCAUCAGCAUUGAAAUGCUAGAGCACGUUGGGCCCAAGUGGUACAAUACUUAUUUCAAGACUGUGGACUUCGCACUCAAGAAGCGCAAUGCGACAGCCGUGGUUUGCUCUAGUACGUUCCCGGAAGGGCGGUAUAGUGAUUAUCAGGCUGAAGAUUUCAUGCGGCGCUACAUGUGGCCCGGCUCGUCCUUGCCAAGCGCGACUGUACUGAUCAAUGCCGCCCAUGCUGGAUCUCAGGGUCGCUUUACUCUCAAUCACGUGGAGAACCACGGAGCCCACUACCCGCGCACCCUUCGGACAUGGGGUCGCCGCUUGAAAGCCAACUUGAGCCAAGAUCUGAUCGCGCGGACGUACCCCGCGUUAAAGGACGACAUUCAGUUCAGAAUGUUCCUUCGGAAGUGGGAGUAUCAAUUCGCAUACGCAGGCGCAGGUUUCACCAAGGGUUACUUGACUUGUCAUAUGCUGACAUUUACUCGGACGGACGAUCCUUCUCCGCUUGUAUAA